Messenger RNA from Lathyrus oleraceus (garden pea), 1412 nucleotides. RefSeq names its product protein XRI1. Lineage: Eukaryota; Viridiplantae; Streptophyta; Magnoliopsida; Fabales; Fabaceae. Bases 163 to 1080 code for a protein of 305 amino acids. The transcript is spliced from 9 exons. The record is from RefSeq and is a predicted model, not a curated record. Gene Ontology annotation, biological process: male meiotic nuclear division; female meiotic nuclear division.
CAAGACACAUAUAAACGGAGUGUGGAGUAUGUGGGAAUAGCGAAACCGAUCUCUCUCUGUAACGGUUACUUUUGUGCCUUUUUUUUCUCUUGUAAGAAAUAUAUAUGAAAACUCUCAUCUCAUCAUUGACUUCAUAAUCUCUUUCUCGUUGCUGCUCAGUUAAUGGAUUCUAACAACAAUCACAAGGAGGCAUGGGAUUGGCAUGGAGAGGAUUAUUGUCUGCAGAAUACAAUCCCGAAUUUCGAUAUUUCGGAGGAGCUGUGGAAUGAUGUGCCUCAAAAUGGAGAAGAUCUUUCCUACAUGUUUGAUGCUGAAACAACUCCGAUUAAGGCUUGCGGUGAUUUGGCAUAUAGUGUCAAUAAUGCAGAUUCAAAUUCAAGUUAUAUUCAAAAGGAACAACUAGAGGAUGGUAGGGAGACUUCUCAAGUUAAGAGGCGGCGGAUGCUACAAUUCGACAGCCAAGAGAGUGACAAUUCUCUUUCCAACAUGGAGAUGCCUGCACCAUGUUUUAAAAAUGGGAAAGACGACUCAAUGAAGGAUAUUUUUCCUGAAGUGUCACAAUGGAUGUCCGGUGCUCCAGAAUAUACAUUGGAAAAUGUAGACCUUGAAGCAACUGAAGGGUGGCUUACUGAAUACUUAAAUGAUGCUGAGAUGCAAUUCAGUCCUGAAGAUUUGAAUUUCUUAGGAGCAGAUGAUGUCCAUAUUGAUGUUGCAGAGUUAUGUAACAUCACACCAUCGCAUGAACAACAUGAACAAAAUGUGGUUCCACCGAAUGUCAUUGGAGUCUCUAAAAAUGUUGUCUUCAAAGGUAAGAAAUCUUUUAUAAGGACACCGACAAAGCUGGCUUCUACUGUGGCAUAUCCAUUUGCUUUCAUUAAACCAAGUGGUGCCCAUGGAGAUGUUACUCUGAAGGAAAUCAAUCAGCGCAUUCUGACCCCUCCUUCAAAAUCAAAGCAAAGCAGUGACGAUCCGUCCGCUUAUCCUAAAUCUGCCUUCUCAGGAAAGCCUGUUGUUGGUAAAACAAAAAUCCGCACCGAAGGAGGAAAAGGCAGCAUCACAAUUAUGAGAACCAAAGGCUAAGUUAAGUGUAAGUGUCUAGUACUAAGUACCACCUAUGUCUCACAAAGUCACCUAUUACUAUGUUGGUUGCUUCAUUUUGUGUAGAUGCUGAUACUGCAACUUUUUACACCACCUUAGUGUUUGUUUUCUUUCUAGUUGGGUCUAGACGUUAUUGCGCCGUUCUUUUGGGGCCACGUGAUUUUGUUAAGUUAAGUCUGCGACGAGAAUCUUAAUAUUUUUAUUAAGCUCUUUAGUCCUCACAAACACUCUGGCUCUAUAGUCUAUAUGACAAAUUUUACUAAGCUCGCGCUUAGCUUUUGAAAUUGAAACAUAAAAAUCGACUUUUCUUUCUC